GAUGUUUGUCCGCCAUUUUGUCAGGAGUGGUUUGAUCAGCAAAAGGCUAUUCGUUCAACCAUUUCACGUCUCUUCGGCACUUAAAAUGCCUCCUAAAAAGAAAGAUACUGCGGAGAAGACGCCUUUAAUGGGCCGAUUCGGUACCUCUUUAAAAUGUGGAAUUGUUGGAAUCCCUAACGUCGGAAAGUCGACUUUUUUUAAUGUAUUGACGAAAAGUGCCGCUUCAGCUGAGAAUUUCCCGUUUUGUACAAUAGAUCCUAAUGAAAGUCGAGUAGCUGUACCAGAUGAAAGAUGGGACUUUCUCUGUGAAUAUUUCAAACCUGCUAGUAAAGUUCCAGCAUUUCUAAAUGUUGUGGAUAUUGCAGGAUUGGUCAAGGGUGCUCAUGAAGGACAGGGYCUUGGAAAUGCCUUUCUCUCACACAUCUGGGCCUGUGAUGCAAUAUUUCAUUUAGUUCGUGCAUUUGAAGGGGAUGAUGUUACUCAUAUUGAUGGUGAGGUUGAUCCUGUCAGAGAUUUGGAUACUAUUUCAGAGGAGCUCAGAAAAAAGGAUGAAGAAUACCUGAAAGACAAAGUUACAAACAUGGAGAAAUCAUGUCAACGAGGAGGUUCUGCUGCAGACAAAAAGAAAAUCCAAGAAUUUGAAGUCUUAAAGAAACUCUGUGAAUGGGUAUCAGAAGAGAAAAAACAUAUUCGAUUUGGACAUUGGAAUGCUACUGAGAUUGAGGUUUUGAACAAGCAUUUAUUGCUGACGUCAAAACCUGUCAUAUACCUCGUAAAUCUGUCCGAAAARGAUUACAAUAGGAAAAAGAAUAAAUUCCUUCCUAAAAUCAAGGUGUGGGUGGAUGACUAUGACAAAGGGGCAGCAAUAAUCCCAUUCAGUGGAGCUCUUGAAUCAAAGUUUGUUGACAUGAGUGAGGAAGAAAAAGAAAGUUACUGCAAGGAGCACAACACACAGUCUGCAUUAAAUAAGAUUAUCACCACUGGAUUCAAAGCUCUUCAACUGGAGUACUUCUUCACAGCCGGAAAAGAUGAAGUCAAAGCUUGGACAAUAUUGAAAGGAACCAAAGCUCCCCAAGCAGCGGGCAAGAUCCACACGGACUUCGAGAAGGGAUUUAUCAUGGCGGAAGUUAUGAAAUUCUCUGAUUUUAAAGAACUUGGUUCUGAAGCCGCAGUCAAGGCUGCUGGUAAAUACCGUCAAGAAGGCAAAAGUUAUGUCGUUCACGAUGGAGAUAUCAUCUUCUUCAAAUUCAAUGCUGGAGCAGGUUUAUCAGACAAAAAGAAAGUUAAAUAAUAAGACCCAGACCCCCACGUCCAAAUAUCACCACAGGAAUCCUGAUUUCAAAAUCACAAAUUCGUUCCUGCUUGAACGACGAAGCUGUAGAAAUUUAGCUCAAAUAUUUUAAUUAAAGUAAAGAUAUAUUUACUUUUCA
Actinia tenebrosa (Australian red waratah sea anemone) is the source of this 1430-nucleotide messenger RNA. RefSeq names its product obg-like ATPase 1. NCBI's taxonomy places the organism in Eukaryota, Metazoa, Cnidaria, Anthozoa, Actiniaria, Actiniidae. Gene Ontology annotation, molecular function: GTP binding; ATP hydrolysis activity; ATP binding. Gene Ontology annotation, cellular component: cytoplasm. The record is from RefSeq and is a predicted model, not a curated record.